AGGGUGGGCGCCUCUCUCUUCUCCCCUCUUUCUCUCUCACCGAUCUCUCACUCUCCCUCGUUCCUCUCCGUUCACCGGCGUUCAGCCGGUCAUGGCGUCGCCGGCGAGCGCCGCACGCACCGCGGGCUGCACGCCACCCACUUGUCCACCGUCAGCAGCUCAUGGAUUAGGCCUGACGCCUUUGUCACGCUGCUGCUCGUACUCCCACCGUCUGCUCCUUCUCGCACAGCUGCGUCGUUGUCUACCAGGUCCGGCAGCCCCGUCGCUUUUUCGGCUCGCCGGCGUGUGAGCCCAGCCACCAUGGCGGGGUUGGGGCAGUAGGGUCGUUCCGGAUGCGGCGUUGCAGCCGCCGGAGCUUCACUGGCAGCUAGUGUGUCGAAGGGCAGUGGCGACGCCGGAAGGGCAGCGGGGUGCUCAACGUUCGAACUCUUAACGCUAAGUCUUUGUUCUAAUGCUUGAUAUUUAGAUUGUGGUUGAAAGAAGUUCGUGAUUUCAAAUUUGUUCUUGUAAGAAAACAAUGUGCUCAAGACUCUUGAUUGUGAAUUUUAGUUAAAAGAACAUUUGGGUAUGAACAUACAUGUUUCCAAGUCCUUGAUAGCAUGAAAAGUAUGUGAUGGUGUUGGAUGAAGUCUCUAUAUUUAGCAUGUUAAAAGAAUCCUAGCAUAAUUGGUCUAUAGAUGAUUGAGGAGACAAAAAUGGUUUGGAGUUCAAGUAUAUUGGUUCAAGUAUAUAAUGGCUAAGUUGAGCAUGAAAUGGUGAGCAUGGUUGAUCUAUAAAUGUUGGUAUGAAACAGUAUAGUUUGAAUGAACUUACCCUGAGGAGAUGAGGAAGAAGAGGUGACGAUGAGAGACUCGGUUUUUCCUUUAGCUUUCACCUUCUGUAUCUUUACUUGAUGAUACCCUUCCUUGAACCAAAUUUUGAUGGUAGCUCUUUGUUGGUGAAGUAAAAGAAUUUGGAGUGUAAAGGAAGUUAUAUAUAUAUAGACAAAAGAGAAACAAAAAGCAUGGGAUGAACAAAUUCUCCCAUCUCGUCAUUUCAAAACGACGGCUAUUAAAUGCGGCCGUCGUUUGGAAAACGUGAAAUUUCGUUUAGAAAAAGUGAAAUUUCGUUUGGAGUUGAACCAUCGUUUGGAAAACGUGCUUGAUGUGAUGCGGUUCUUCUUUUUUUUUUGUCAAACUUUUCGUCUUGAUAUGAUGUCGAAAGUGUAUUUGACACGUGGUCUAUUCUUUCGUGUAGGUAUCGGGAGUGCAAAAACUGUGGUGAUCGAGCAAGACCCGAAGGAUGGAAGACGGGCUGUCUCGGGGCUGCCCGGCGCGAGUCCAUCCCGAAAGGACCUCUCAAACUAGCUAUUAGUUCUUCACUGCUAAAAGAACUUCAUUCAUCUGAUGACAUGAUACUUACUUUAAACAUAUCACUCGAUCACAACGCGAGGUAAAAGAGAUUAGAUACGAGUAACAACACUAAAGAGUCGAUUUUCCACAAGUUAGAACCAAAAAAAAGUGGGUGUUACACAGUUAACAAGGAAGUGAUGAGAGCAUGCCUAAUUCAGAAGAUCAUACCAGCAAUCAAGGCAAAAUGGCCAGAGAAUAUGAGCAAGGAGAUUUUCAUUCAACAUGACAAUGCCAAGCCUCAUAUACACCACAAUGAUGCUGACUUUCAAUCAGUUGCAUCCACAGAUGGGUUCAAGUUUCACAUCAGGUGCCAACCACCACAAUCCCCAGAUUGCAAUGUGUUGGAUUUGGGAUAUUUUAGAGCAAUCCAAUCUCUACAGGAUGAUAAGGUGGCUAAGGGAGUGGAUGACUUGUUGAGGAAUGUGCAUAGCUCCUUUGAUGAACUUAGCUCAUACACACUCAACAAUGUUUUCCUUACACUACAAGGUUGUCUAACUGAGAUUCUUAAGGUGCAAGGGGGCAAUGGCUACAAGACUCCACACAUGAAUAAAGAGAGGUUAGCAAGGAUGGGGACACUGCCAGAUGCAUUAGAGGUUGAAGGAGUUGUGAAGGCUGCUGUGGCAUACCUCCAACAGCCAGAACAUGAUGUGAGUACAAAUUAUGACAUCUCAGGUGUCACAGAAGCUGUAUGCUUCUACUGAAUCAUGUAGGAAUCAUACUUUUUGUCAGUUGGUUGAGCAAGCCUCAGAAUUAGGUGUGGCUUAUGCUAUUCAACUGUUUUUGUCAUUUUGUAAAGCCUCCAAACCAAUGUAGUGGUGGCUUCUAAAAUCCUAAUCCCUCAGAAAGCUUUCAUCAUAGGGCAGCCUCCAAACCUGUAUAGGGGUGGUUUCUAAGGGUUCCUAUCACACAUAACAACCUCCUAACCAUGUACAUGGAUGACUUGUAAUGUGAAAGUGUUUAUAUCAUGAAUUUGUAUGGUUUUUUAAGCUUAA
Messenger RNA from Salvia splendens (bonfire salvia), 2383 nucleotides. RefSeq lists its product as uncharacterized. Gene Ontology annotation, molecular function: nucleic acid binding. Lineage: Eukaryota; Viridiplantae; Streptophyta; Magnoliopsida; Lamiales; Lamiaceae. The transcript has 4 exons. The record is from RefSeq and is a predicted model, not a curated record. Bases 1529 to 2092 code for a protein of 187 amino acids.